AUGAACGGGCACGGCGAUUUAAACAACUCCCACGCUGGGAGGAAGGCAGUUGAGCUGACCCCCGACCCAGCCCACGCGUAUCGAUCCCUCGCCAUUGACCCAUCCAAAGAUGAUACUGAAACCCGAGAGAAAUACCGUCCGUUUAUUCUUGAAGACAAGUUCUUUAAGGAUAAUUGGGUUGCAGAAUUGGAGCUGAGCACAGCUAUCCAAAUGGUUCAGUCCGAGGUUCUCGAUAAAGGCCUAGAUCGUUUACGUAUCCUGGUCCUCUACGGUAGCCUACGGAGUCGAUCAUAUUCCCGCCUCCUUGCGUUCGAAGCCUCACGAAUCCUCCACCGUCUCGGCUGCGAUGUUCGAGUCUACGAUCCAGCCGGCCUCCCUCAAAAAGAUGAUGUUCAACACAAUCACCCCAAAGUUCAAGAGCUUCGAGAGCUGAGUAAAUGGAGUGAUGGUCAUACCGGCAUCUUCAAACAACAAAUAGACUGGAUCCCCCUCUCAACUGGCUCCGUCCGCCCAACACAAGGCCGAACCCUCGCCAUCGCCCAAGUUAGCGGCGGCUCUCAAUCAUUCAAUGCUGUCAACUCAUUACGUAUGCUCGGGCGCUGGAUGAGAAUGUUUACUAUACCGAAUCAGAGUUCUGUACCAAAGGCUUAUACACAGUUUACGGACGAGACCGAGGGAAGUCGCAUGCUGCCAAGUGGAAAUCGAGAUCGCCUUUUCGAUUGCAUGGAGGAGCUUGUGAAGUAUACUAUUGUCAUGAGACCGCAUUUUGAUCUAUUUGGGGAUCGGUUCAGUGAGAGGGAGGAGAGGAGGGUGAAAGAGAAGAAGGAGGAAGUCAAAUAG
Messenger RNA from Fusarium musae, 840 nucleotides. RefSeq lists its product as uncharacterized. The transcript is spliced from 3 exons. Bases 1 to 840 code for a protein of 279 amino acids. The record is from RefSeq and is a predicted model, not a curated record. NCBI's taxonomy places the organism in Eukaryota, Fungi, Ascomycota, Sordariomycetes, Hypocreales, Nectriaceae. Gene Ontology annotation, molecular function: oxidoreductase activity.